AUGCCGAAACCCUCGUCGGCGUCGGCGUCGGCGUCUAAGAAGCGGAAGUCCAAGUUCGGGGCCCUAACCCACAAGGAGGUGAAGUCGCUGGGCCACGAGCUCCUCUCCUCGCGCGCCCACCUCAACCACGCCCCCACCCUCCUCGCGCUCCUCUCCCCCUCCGCGCCGCCCAAAAUCGCCCUCGAGUCGCUCAUCUCGCUGCAGUCCUUCUUCGAGCCCUUGCUCCCAUCCAUCCCCUCCGCCGCUGCGGCCGCUGCAGAGGCUACGAGCAGCGACCCCAAGCUCGUGUUCGGGGCGUGGCUGCGGCAGCGCUUCGACGAGUUCGUCGCGGCGCUCGUCGAGCUCAGCGUGCCGCCCUGCAGCGACGACGCAAUCAGGGAAGUUGCGUUCGAUGCGUUUAUGGACUUCGUGAAGCUGGGGAAGGACGGGAGGUUCCACUCGGCGAUUUACCACAAGUUUCUCCAUGCUGUGGUGGCCUUUAUUGUUAAACCUUUGUGGAAAAAAAAAGGCUACACAGGAUCUCAAUGAUGUGAUAAAUGAUAACCAUUUCUUCUAUUCAGAAUGCUACAAUAUAUUGGUGCUGCGAUUUUCCACUUCAGACAUGUGACCUGAAUUUUCCCCUUUCGUAUGGACAAAUUAUUUAAUUUGCUUGAGCUACAGUUUAGAUGACCACUGCUUAGUCCAUGUUGAGAUCCCUGUCUUGAAUAAUUAUGAUCAGAUUGAGUCAUUCUCUACUUUCAACAUUAUGUGCAACAAUUUAGAUCUUUUGGAAAUUCAUGCAACCACUGUAAGCUUCUCAGGGAAGAUAACCUCUAAUUUGUUCGUCUUUCUAAACUCAUGCAAUAGACACAAUUAAGAAGUUCUUGUUUAUAGUGGAUAUUACCACUUGUGAUUUUUGUAGUGAUAUUUCCAAUAUAAUUCUCAUGCUUAUGCAAUUUCCAUACCUCUCUCUUUCUUUUCUAAUCAGUUAAUCUAGAUUUGUGCAUACGUAUUACAUGAUUGUACAUGGAAGUGUUCUGCUGUUACUGAGUAUGUCAUCUAAUUUGUAAAUUUUUACUUGCAGACUAGGUGAAUAAUAUCUCAUGCUAGAAUAUUUUAAGCAUGAAUAUACAAAACUUAGGAAUACAUGCAUACUUUUAUCUGUUUAAGAAAAAUAUUUUCCUAUACGAAGUAGUAGGUUACCCUUGGAAAAGAAUGAAACAGUACUUUGUUUGAUUAUAAUUACGAGCACGAUAAUGUCUAUGCCUUUCAUGUCUUGUCCUGUUUCCCAGUCUUGUUGUAGGCAAAGUUAGUGGUUAACUAGCCAUAGUUGGUUUCAAUCUUCUUUAGUUUGAUGCACUGAUAUAUGUUGCAGCUGCUUAUACCUCAUUUUGGAAAUUAUUUGCUUGGAAUGCAACCUAUGUGGUUUGUCUGGCCCAAAUGCUGCAUUUGAAGGCUUCACUUGUGUUUCCUUGAUUGGGACGCUAAGGGCUGACAAGGAGGCGCCCCAGCCACUAGUGUAUAUCAUAUUAUUAUUUGAAUUGGUAGCUAAUCAAGCUGUUCUGUAAUUCUGUCUUACAUUGAAUUAAUAUAUGAAAUAUUCUGAUCAAUUCAGAACUGGGAAAGUUUCUGAAAACUAUACGGACAUACACAGUUAAAGUACUAUAUGGAAUUGUGAUUCUAGUGAAAACGUUAAGCUCCAUUACUGUUUUUAUUGUUGGUUUCCAGAAAAACACUACUACGUACAUACUAUCUCAUAAUGUCUGUUUUACCUGUCUACAAUAGGCUCCUUCAACUUUGUCCUUUUUUCCUUCUCCCUAUCAAAUAUGUUUAUGAAAGUGAGAACCCCUUGCAUUUUGUCUGACUUCAAGUUGACAGGGACGACUUCUUACUCAAGCGUGUAUCUAUGUGGUUGUUUCUGACAUAUAUCAGAAGGUUCAACAAUCCUGGGGCUACUCCUGUGUAGCACUGAAAGGGUUGUGACAUUGCUGCAGUGGCGGUCGGUGUGGGGGUUGUGGCCUCUGCUGCUCCUGAUGCACCAGCCUCGUGUGCCUGAGAUGUUUGUGUGGCUGCGCAUGCUCUUACCCUAGCUUCUGCUCCUCGUCCCUAUGCCUCUCUACUAGCUGCAUGCUCCUUCCUGGAGCAUCUAUGUGGAUGGAAGGACCUUUUUUUGCAUGUACUGAUCGAGAUGGAGGUCCGGUAACUGGGAGACAGACACAAGUCUUCUACUGUGUACAGUUUGCUUGUGCAAAGUGUAUGUUAUGAGUAUUGAGGAAUUUGUGUUUUGAUCUACUGCUGCUACUGUAUUAUAAAUUUAUUCAGCUGAUCAUAUAUAUUCAACCUGAUAGAAGGGUGAGAGAUCCAUGUACUGCUACUGAGUUCUUUGUGUGCCAAAACUGAGAGAAUGGCUGUUGAGUGAUGCACCUACUGCCUUUUUUCUUUUCA
Molecule: messenger RNA, 2424 nt
Organism: Lolium rigidum
Lineage: Eukaryota; Viridiplantae; Streptophyta; Magnoliopsida; Poales; Poaceae
Product: protein NUCLEOLAR COMPLEX ASSOCIATED 4-like
Exons: 6
Coding region: 1-528 (175 amino acids)
Biological process (GO): ribosome biogenesis
Cellular component (GO): Noc4p-Nop14p complex; small-subunit processome; nucleolus
Source: RefSeq, a predicted model, not a curated record